GUCAGGGAGGAUCAGCUGGAACUUUUCCUUAAUUACGGCGGGACGAGUGAGGUAACACCCUGGCCCACAUGUGUAGUGGCUCCUCAUGCACGUUUAUUUCUCAUUACACAGCAGUGGAACCAGGCGGGUUCCAGGUGAUGAUGGUAAACGGUGUUUUCUUUUAGGGGACGGGGGAGGUGUCAGCUCGACUCAGUCAUGCAGGGAGCAGGUUAAAGACAGCUCUACGCUUCACCCACGACGGCACAGGACUCACGCUCUAGUCAGCGGGGAGGAAGAGCCGAGAUUUGUAGGGUCCGCCUGGAAAAUGGCGCCAGUGCCUUCCUCUUCCGUCCCAUUGGCUGCACCCCGUCACAUGACCACACCCAGCUGCAAGGGAGGCUGGGAAACAGUCUGCCCAUGCGUGGGGGUUGGGGAUGGGGGCAGAGGAACAAAACAGAUUCGGGGGAACGGGAGUAGUUCCUGGCACCCUCUCCUUCAUACUUUUAUUUUUAGCCGUCCUGAUGCAGCAUCGUUUGGGGGAGUGUUGACCCAGAGAUCCGGAGGCUUGACUGUAGGAAAAGGCCAAGUUCAAUAUGCAGCUGCCAGCAUUUUGCUCCAGCAAACUACAUCUCUGAAGAAUUACAGCGCGCCACAGAGGAACGUAACCUCUGCAAUCAGCCAGCCCGGGGUGCAGACCCCGGCUCUGCCUUUCGGAGUUGUGUAACUGAGACCAAAUUACGCCGGGCCUCAGUUUCCUGCUUUGCAAAGUGUUGUUUAACAUUAAAUAAACGUGGAAUUUAAGGAUAUUUUUAUAUAAAAUAAACUUCAGAGUGUUUUUUUGGAGGAUUAAGUAAGCUAAUACAUGUAAAGGGCACAGAACAAUGCCCACUGUGUAGCAAAUGCUAUAAAAAGGAUGGCUUUUUGUGUUGUUAUAGUUAAUCCUUUUUUUCAAACUUUAUUUGUUUAGAGAGAGAGAGAGAGAGAGAGAGCACUUGCACACCCGCAU
This is a messenger RNA of Neofelis nebulosa (Clouded leopard), 985 nucleotides long. RefSeq lists its product as uncharacterized. NCBI's taxonomy places the organism in Eukaryota, Metazoa, Chordata, Mammalia, Carnivora, Felidae. The record is from RefSeq and is a predicted model, not a curated record. The transcript is spliced from 2 exons. Bases 86 to 703 code for a protein of 205 amino acids.